Messenger RNA from Adelges cooleyi (spruce gall adelgid), 2198 nucleotides. RefSeq lists its product as uncharacterized. The record is from RefSeq and is a predicted model, not a curated record. Bases 375 to 1196 code for a protein of 273 amino acids. Lineage: Eukaryota; Metazoa; Arthropoda; Insecta; Hemiptera; Adelgidae. The transcript has 7 exons.
GGCCUGAGGUACGGACUACGGUUUUAAAACUCGAUAUGUCGCUGCUGACAGUUUUGUUUUUUUAGUUGCGACGGUUAAUAAUAAUACUUUGAAUGUAAAUAUUUACAUCAUGGAAAGGCGUGUUAUUUUAAAAAAAUUAUUCGGCUCUUGUUGGGGGAAGAGAAGGAAGAAGAUAUAUUUUUAAUUCGUGAAUUAAAAUUUAAAAAAUUGAUAAUAUAUGUACUAGUAGAAAAAAUUAGAUGAAGAACAUUUUUUAAAUUUUGAAUGAAAAAUGUAUUAAAAAUCCACCAACAUACAGCCCUCAGAAAUAUACAGGUUGGAUAAUAGGGUUUCCAAUUCCUUACUUUGAGUAGUAAAUCUGUAAAGAGUAAAUUAUGUAUCCAGAUGUUUUGAACAUGAUGUCUCGUAAAUCAGUGGAUGAGAAAAAUACCUUUGACCACAAUAUUGCAGUUAUUGAAGAUACAGACACAUCAGCUGAAGAUCAGAUAAAUGAUGAUAAUAUUCAAUACAGAUUUGUCUACUCAAAUGAUGAAAUAGAGGUUCAUGAAAUGGACACAGUUCAAUUUCAAUUUGUAGAUGGAUCUAGCAAUAUAGAGUAUCAUUCACCGGAGCCGAGUACAUCAAAUGUGACUAACUCUGGACAAAAAUCAGGAUCAAGAAAUCAACAUGGUCCACUAACUGAAUGGAAACCAGAAGAAGUCAAACUGAUGUUGAGCAAUUAUAAAAAAUACAUCACAGAUGUAGGGAAAGACAAAACUUUUAAAAGCAAAAAAGAGAUGUGGAAUAAUAUUGCAAAAAAUAUUAGUGACACUUUUAAUGUCACAAGAACACCAACACAGUGCAUGACAAAAUUUUUUUACAGAUUCAAAACAUUGAAAAAAGCUAAAAAAUUAGGAUCUGAUGUAGAAACUACAAUUAACGCAACUAAAUUGCAAAAUGAAAUGGAAGCUAUGGAUACUAUAUUCAAUGUUGUUAUGGAGGAUGUUGAGGCAGCUAGAAUUAAUGAAAUAGAGACCCGUGGUCAAGAAACGAAUAGUUCAGAAUUAGAAGUAUUAGCUCAUAUUUUACCUAAAACAUUAAUUGAACUAGCCAAAGUAAAUGCCCGUGCACAAGAGCGCAGACACAGAGAACACAUGGACUUCCUUAGGGGAUUUGAAAGUAGAUACAUGGAAAUGCUGGACAAAAAGUUAAAAUAAGACAUUUUACUCCUAUUUAAAAAACUAAAUACAUUAUUAAUAAAUAAAUAAUAUUUUAUAAGUAAAAAAAUUUGUUCAUUAAAAAUAAGUUUUGACUGUUUAUAUUUUUGAAUAAGUGAAAUUUUAUGUAUAUCUAAUAUAUUAUAUUGUUAAAUAGAAUUUUGUUUAUUACUACAAUCUAUCUUUCUUUUCCUUCCCUCCAAAAUCAUAUUCGGCUAUUCGAAUCUAAUUUUUGAAUUUUUUCAAUUUCCACUCCUCUGAUCAAUUAUUUAUUUAUUCUAAGCUUUCUGCUAGAGCCUACCAACACUACCACAUUAUUCGUUUACGAUUUCACGUCGACAUUAACAUCAACAUACUACAUAUUAAUAAUCUUUAACUCAAUUUAAGAUCCAGUUUUAAAAUCAUUCGUAUUUUUGGAAAAUUUUAAGAAUAUACUGUAUUAAACACAAUCGCAUGUUUUCUGUACAAAAAUACGCAUCUAUAUAUUUUUUUAAACGAUAAUUUGAUACAAAUCCAAAGUUUUUAUUAUAAAUGAUAUAAUUGAAAUGACUAAUUUGUCGCUUUGACAAACCACAAAUGUACCUACUAGUUAUUACAGCAAAAUAUUAAUAUUAUUAUUUAUUACCGCACUGGUGCUCGAAUUGGAAUAAUAAAAGUUAAGGCUCGUUUUUACUUUUAAAAAAUUAGUGUACCGUGCAUUUUAUUACCCCUAAAAAAACCACUGCUUAUAAAAAUUAUUAGGGGUACGCUACGAUUUCUGAAAAAAUAGUUGGGUAGUACUAAUUCCCUUCCCUAAUUCAAGCACUGAUCAUUACUGUGAUUUCAUAUUAAUUUGUUCAAAAAUGUAAAAAAAAAAACCUUGCAAAUUAUUAUUAGGUAAUAGUUAAUUUAGUACCAUAAAAUUUGUGUUCAAAAUUAUUUUUUGUUUCUUAAUAGUCAAGUACCUAAUUUUACGGCAAAGUUGUUUAAAAAGAAAAGGCUGAGCUAUUGAAAAUAUAAUUU